AUGCGAGAAUUCCGCUCUGGUUCGUCCCGCAUUUUGAUCUCCACAGAUCUUCUUGCUCGCGGGAUUGACGUGCAGCAGGCCGUCUACUCCACCCGCGGUGACUUCAAGCAGUUGGACCUGCCUACGGUGUGGUUCGAGCUCUUCAGAUGCCUUCCGACCGAGCUCAACCUGCCGGACAACCUGACGGACCCGGACGACGUGGCCCUCAUGGUGACCGUCACAAUGCUGGCGAUGGCCCUGAGAGACAAGAGUCGAGGCCGUGGUAACGACUCUUCUGCCCCGUCUUGGACAAGCAACAUGGGCCCCUCUCGGGGCGUGAAGUUCCGUGGUGGCGCUGCGCCGACACCUCCUGCAUGGUCUUACGAUGUCAAGGACAUCCGCGCCUACGAGAAGUACGAGAAGAAGGUUCGACUGUGGCAGAUGCAUGCCCGUCACUUCAUGACCGACAAGGAGAUUGGCUUGAGCUUGUACACCUCUCCUAGAGGAGAGGCUGAGCAAGAGUUGGAAUUUCUUGAAGCUGAAGCCAUCUACGACCGGCAAGGUGUCGACGCGAUCCUGCAGCACCUUCGGGCCUCUUUCCAACAAAAGACGAGCGUGUACAUUAAGAGGCAAUACCUCUUUGAGUACGAGACAUUGGGAUGCUUCAACUGCGCCGUAGUGCCCGAGCCGAAUGAUGACCCUGAAGGCGAUGAUUUGCCUCAAGAAGGUCAGGAUGAAGUACCUGGCGAUGACGACGAGCUGGGUGAGAAAGAUCCCUCCGGAGAAGACCUUGGUUUGAAUGAUUUGGCUGAAGUGCUCACCGUCACAGCGCGAAAGCUGGCAGCAGUGACUCAGGGGAGAAAAUUUUCUGGCCAGCCAAAACGAAGCUUGGCUGACAAGAAGCGCAAUUCAAUCUGCGCUGGCUGUGGCAACAAAGGCCACUGGGCCAAUGAUGAUGAGUGUCCACUCAAUCAGAACCAGAGUGGUUCGUCUUCUGCAGCCCCUAAGCGGAAAGGCAAAGGCCACAAAGGCCGUGACGACCGUGGAGCCGUCGACGCCAAAAAGGUGAUGACCGUCUUCCACAACACCGGUUUUGAUUCCACCAUCGAAUACAUCCCCGAUGACACUGCACCCAACCAUCACUUCGCCAUGGUCUGCACUGCGCCCAUCUUCUCAUGUUUGACCACAUCAUUUCAGGACUCCUUCGGGUACAUGAUUAUGGAUACCGCCUGCCAGAGAGCAUGCUGUGGUCAAAUGUGGAUGGAUGGUCACGAGAAGUUGUUGAAAGAGUUUUCCCUCAAGGUUUUCUAUGAAGAGAGCAAUGAACAUUUUCAAUUUGGAUCAGGUCAACCAGUGGUCUCCACCCAGAAAGCUUGGAUCCCGGCCGGUUUGGAGCAGCAUUGUUUGAGUUUUGGUGUGAACGUGUUGCCCUCCGAGAUCCCCUUCCUUGGAAGUUUGAAGAUCCUCAAUAGCCUGGGUUCCAUCAUCGAUCUCAACCAACGUGUCGUUCACUUCAGCACGAUCGGAGUCACAUGUCCUUUGAAACGUGUUUGUGGCCACCUUGCAGUUGAGAUUUGUGUUUUUCCACCACGUCCGCAUCGUUUGUCCAUUUGGAGCAAGCUGUUUGAGAGCGGCUUCACAGAUCCAGAAAUUGCACACGUUUGUCUAUUGAAGGUCUACGACCCGGUGUUGCGGCAGCGCUGGAAGCAUCUAUGCCGGCGGCUCCAUCACCUGGCUCGCGCAGCGGUGGUGCAUGUGUACCAGGCCAAGCGGCUGGGGGUGUUGAGCGCCAAGGACUACAAGAACAUCACGGACAAGGACGAGACCACGGACGACCCCAAGAACAAGGAGAAGAUGCCUCAGAGACGCGCCAAAGCGUCCACAGCUGCCAGAUCAAAGACAGCAUCAUCGGCAGCGGCAUCAAGCAGUACUCCAGCCAAGGCCUACCACGUCAAGAACCAGACCGAGUGCCCACACCCAACGUUCAAGCGACGCGGCAACCGGCACGGAAGCUUUGCAACGUGCACGGCACGCAUGGCACGCUGGAAGUGGGACGGCCGCGGUUGGAAACAGCAUGGCUCCUCCUCCAAGUUGUCACUGCCGCUACCGUCUUUCUUGACGACGGUGGAUGGUUCCAUCAAGCCUCCAGGGUACACGGGAGAGACGUUCCUUCAGCUGCCACCACCGGGCUACGAGACACAUGAAGCCAUCCAGCCAGAUGCAGGACUGCGAUGUGGCAUCCAUCGAUCUGGAGGCACCAGAGGUGGAGGAGACGGGCAGCAUCUACAGCUGGCCCCCGGGAAGCGAAAGCGAUUGGUGGGAGAAGUGAAGAAGGCCACCAAAGCACUUUGGCCUGAGGUGUUGGUUGUCAACGACAUACCUUCCGAGAAGAACAAGCCACACUAUGUGGACGUCUUCGAGCUCUUCGCUGGUUCAGCCAAGGCCACGCUCUUCGCCAAGAAGUAUGGACUUAACGCCUUGGAGCCCUAUGAGCUUGCAGAUGGGAAGGACCUGUGCGAUAAGAAGGUUGAAAGCUUUGUCUUGGAUGCCCUUCGACGGAUGAGGCCAUUGCUUCUUUUGAUUGGCUUCCCUUGCACAGAGUUCUGCAUCAUGAACGAGAACUGCAACUAUGCCCUGCGUCCUGAGGAACUUGAACUACGCAGAGCACUGAUGAGACCAGCGCUCAAGUGGGUGUGCAAACUAUGCCAAGAACAAGCUGCUUCAGGGAGGUACUACAUCCUUGAGAACCCCCUCAGAAGUCGUCUUUGGCAAGAAGCUUGUGUGAAAGAGCUCUAUAAGGUGGACAACACCGAGUUUGUCAACUGCGAUGGCGGCGCAUUUGGCGCCGUUGAUUUGGACGGAUUUCCCAUCAUCAAGACCUACGGCUUCCUGCUCAACUGCCCCAAGAUUGCAAGAGCCUUGGACAGGCGCUUAUCACCUCAGGAAAGACAAGUUUGCAAGCCACUCGAAGGAGCCAAUGUGACAGCGUCCCAGGUCUACCCUGAUGACUUGGUGCACGCCAUCCUUCGAGCUCUACGAAAGACAGCGAACACCUUCACUGGCGGAACUGUGCGUUCUUUGGUCCUACAACCCGGACAAGCUCUUUUCAAGCGUGUGGAGUCCCUGGUACCAUGGGAGCUUACAAGAGUGCAGAUAGCUUCGACUCCUAUGACCAGACGCAUGCCCCGAGACAUCCCUUUCACUCAUCGUGGUGCCGCUCUACUACAUGCUGACGAGAGCCUGGUCUUAGAAGCUGAAGAUUUGGCCGUGAUCGAGUUCCCCAAGCAAAGGUUCAGCAAAGUGGUGAGUGCAGCCAUUUUCUUUUAUGGACUGGUGGACGAAGACCUACCAGCUCGCCAAGAACAACCUUCUGGAGAACCUGAUCCCGGCGAUCAAGGAGAUCCUCAACUACCAGUUCCUGGUCUGAGGACUGACGUGACCUUUCCAGGAGCGCCCAAAGAGCUUGCAUCAGCUGUCAAGGCAUCCGUGGCUCGCUUGCGCCUGAAUACCGGUCACGCCAACAAGAAGGAGCUCAUCCGCUUCCUCUCAGCUCACGGCUCAGUGAACUUUGGAGAACGUGUGCAACUGGACAUAGUGUAUGUCCGUGAUCUGACCGGCUCCAACCACAUGAUCCUGGGCAUGGUUGACUUAGCCACUAGCUUUCAGCAAGCUGUGAGAGUUCAGUCCCGCAAUGCAGAGCACGUCCUUGAGAUGUUCCGUCGGGCCUGGCUAGCUCCCUACGGCUACCCGCUGGUCUGUGAAGUGGAUGCCGACGGAGCUUUUGAAGGUGAAUUUCGACUACAACUUGAACACGCUGGAGUUCAUGUACCUGUGAUUCCUCCCGAGGCCCAUUGGAGGAUUGGCACUGUGGAACGGCGCAACGCUAUUUUGCGCACCGCCCUGGAGAAGCUGAUCGACGAGAACGCCGUGGUCAACGGCGCUGGACUGGAUUGGAUCCUUGUGGCAGCCGUUCAAGCACUAAAUGCCUCGACAGCAUCCAAAGGCCGCUGUCCCUACCAAGCUGUGUUCGGAAGGUUGCCCCGUUUUCCAGGAGAUCUCUUCUCAGAUGACCGUGCACUGGCCGUGACGGACAGCCACCUCUUGGCAGAAGAACUUCGUUGUCAAGCCUUGAGAGUGAUCAAUGAAAUGCGUGCCUCACAAACAAUCCGUCGUGCCCUCCCUCGCAAAACCAAGCCUGGCAGAGACGAGUGCAAGCAGAUUCUUCCUGGAUCCCUCGCUGCCUAUUGGCGUUGGUCAAAGAAGGUCACCUAUGAACAGUUGAGGCCUGCCUAUGGCAUGGAGUCAUGGACACCGAGCCUCGAGGACAUGAAAGCCCUGAAGACCGCAGAGUUGGCUUUGACUGAUGGACUAUGGCGUGAUGAACGAGGACCUGGACCUCCGGAAGAAGAGACGCUGGACGUCCAUGUUGAUGAGCCUAUGGCGCAGAAGCAACACCAAUGGCACUUGAAGGACAACCUGCAGCUGAAGAUGAAGGCGUUGGACCGGGAGAUUCCGUGGCGUGUGAUUGUUGCUGGCCCCAAAGAGAUCUUUGACCUGUAUGUGGCCGCCAACAUCAAGGAGUAUGAGAGUUGGUUGAGUUGGGCAUGCAUCCGACCCUUGAGUGAAGAGAGAAUCCAUGAGAUCAAGAACACACCCUCACUGAAGCGCCGGAUCAUUCCAGCCAGGAAUGCUUACCGAGACAAGAACCGGCAGGCUCAGUGCACAGACUGCAAAAGUCUGUAUGACGCUGUGAUUUCACCUAAUGUGAGCACCAGUGAGAAACGCACUAUGAUCGCAAUCAGAUCAGCGCAGGACUUCAUCAAAGAGGAUGAAUGUCGAAAGGGCGUGGCCAUCAAUUUUGUUACGAACAACGACGUUCGCAUCAUGAAGGACCUUGAGAGGCACGUCAGAGCAAAAGUUCGCAGCACAAAGCUCGCGCCAUGCUUCUAUAUAGUAUUAUAG
This is a messenger RNA of Durusdinium trenchii, 4941 nucleotides long. Lineage: Eukaryota; Dinophyceae; Suessiales; Symbiodiniaceae. The record is from the annotation of a GenBank genome assembly.